AUGACAGCGGCAAGUCCUCAUCGUACUCUGAUCGUCGACUUUUACAAGCGAGGUUUAAGCACAGGAGACAUUUCUAAACGACUCGGAGUGCACCGAAACACGGUUUUCGCGACCAUCCGUCGUUUCAACCAGCUUGGCCACCUCAAGGACCGUACGGGAAGAGGAAGACCGAGGACUGUAAGAACUCCAGCGAAAGUCAAGGCCGUCCGGGAGAAAGUCAGGCGAAAUGCUCAUCGUUCCAUGAAAAAGAU
This is a messenger RNA of Caenorhabditis briggsae, 251 nucleotides long. The transcript has a single exon. NCBI's taxonomy places the organism in Eukaryota, Metazoa, Nematoda, Chromadorea, Rhabditida, Rhabditidae. The annotation marks the transcript as partial. The record is from RefSeq and is a predicted model, not a curated record.